GGGUAGAGGUGGAAGGGACAGGCCAGGGUACAGCCGACUCUCGGAAGAAACGACAGUCGCCACUCGACGCCUGCAGCGAACGGAGGGUAAGCUCUGCGCAGACGCGAGCCGCAUUUUUCGGACAGAGUGCAUUCGUUCGGCCGACGAACGAAGCGAUCGAAAACUGGUUUCGAACGUGGAUCAUGAUCCCGGGUCGCGUUAAGUCGGAUUAACGAGGGAUCCGUCAAAUUCCGCGCGAAUCACUCUAUCGUUCGGCACGGGGAAACGGAGAAACGUCGAGAAAUAAAAGAAACAGAAACGCCGUUCGAGGCUCGCGCGGUUGGAAACCGGACGGAGCCGCGACACCGAAAGUCCGAGAGAAAAGAAGCAGCGCGGACAGCUGGAGAAAACCUCCUCCAAAAGAAAAAUACGGCAUGUACUUGAAACUUAUGACAGUGAAUUUCAUCGAUCCGUAAGAUCCGAUCGAAAAUUGAAGUGGUACGGUGAAAAAAAGAGUGUCUUGGAAGACGCGCACGCACCGCGCGGGGCAGCCGGCUGGAACGAAAGAGGGAUAUUCGAACGUGGCACGCAUGUCGACAGAGUGAGAGAGAGGGAGAGAGAGAGGAAGAGAGAGAGGAGGAAAAAAAGAGCUCGUGAAAGUGUCCGCGCGACUGAAUUGUCAGUGAAGGAGACACGUCUGCCGGCGUCUACCGACGAUCUAUCGAUGGAACAGGUGCGAGCCACGUUUCCGAAGGCGAAACCGAACAGCAACAGUACCAGCUCGCUAAGACGGCGAGGAGUUAGCAGCCAGGAUGAAAUAACGCACCGGCGAACCAGACGCGGUUCGUAAUGACCGAGGAAACUGCAAACGAAUAAACUGGCUAGCGCAAUCUUUCACGGACACAUGAUUACCGGCAGGACGAAACAGUGGUCCUCUCUUGGCCGAAACGUUUUUCCAAGUGGACAACGACGACGUGUACCUUUGUAACCUUAAAACGCGUUGUGCUAUUGUGAGAGUGAUCUUUUCCUCUUUAUUCUUCUUCGUCGUCGUCGUCGUCGUGGUCGUGGUCUUCUUCUUCCGCUUCUGCCUUUUCUUGUUCGCCUUCUCUUCUUUGCGUGACCGAGUGGUUGUUGGUUUCUUGUUUCCCUCUUGGUGUACACGAGCACAGCUGAUCGCGAGUGCCGCAAGAAUCCCUUUGGGACUUGCGUACCGAACAAUCGUCGUUACCGAUUCAACGACCGAAGGCGAAACACUGGGAAACGUGGACUAGCCGUAGGAGCCACGGAAACGGAAUAGUCGCGCUAAAUAAAUAACGCCGCGGGACCACUGUCUGCGACACGAACUACUCGAAUGACGUCUCCAAUGUGUGAAGCCUCGAGAGGAAGGUGACGAGCAGGUUUCAUCCGAGAAUCUUCAAGAUACCUCGAACGGAUCCCGCAAGAAACCGUCUCCAAUAAAACGAAAAUGGUGGCGAUAAGCCAGCGACGAAGGCAUCCCCGAUGGAGAAUGCUAUUCGCCGUCGUUGUUUUCUCGAGUUUCGUCAGGCGGUGCGAGUUAACGUCCACAAAGAGAUUAACAGACGCCGGCUCCUCGUCCUCCUCGCCGUCCACGUUAUCAAGAGGACCCGGUGAAACGAGGUCUCAAAACCCGGGUUCACCGAACGAUCUAGCGUGGCAGGCUUGGCUCCUUGUAGAUUCCCAGACAGGAGUGUACUCGGGUUUGGACUCAGCGAGCUUCCUUCGACGGAUAACGCCGAAGAGCGUGUUCAUCGCUCCAGAGUUAUCAGCAUUGUCGCCUUGCGCGGACGGCUAUCAGGCAGACACGAUGGGCAGGUGCGUGAAAAACGUGAACAUCGAUCAGGAGGCUCACUUCGUGUUCCUUCUUCAGCAAUUAAACAACCGGUACGGCAAUCGGGCAAGUGGUGGCGAUACCUUCAACAACAAUCAGAAAAAAUCCAACGGACCUCUACAGUUGAACAUCCCCUUGCUGCCAAGCACGAACUCUCAGUCGUUAAAAGUUGACCACGAGGAAACCAGAGAUACCAUAAAAGUCCCUGUAGUGAUAUCUCCACAGGAGACCAAUCCAAUAGAAAACAACCGUCCACCGGAACCUGUUGUAAGAACCAAGGAUACGAACAACAGCAUUAAGUUGAAGGACGAAGAAUUCACGUUCUUCCCUGCUGAAUCUAGCAAUCCCUCUUUCGCCAAAGAUCGCGAAGAUGCUCCGUCGAAGUUUGAAGCUAUAGUUCCCGUAGCGGAGUUUCCCGUCGAUGAUGCGAACGAGACCAAUCCGAUCGAAGACAAGCAGCCACCGGAACCUGUUAUAAGAACCCAAGACACGAAGAAUAACGCUAAGUUAAAGGACGAAGAGUUCGAAUUCUUCCCCGCUGACUUUAGCAUUCCCUCUUCCGAAAAGGACAGCGAGGACACUUCGUCAAAGUUCGAUGAUAUAGAUCCCAUAACUGAGUUCCCUGUCGACGACGCGAAUGAGACCAGUCCGAUUGAAGAUAGGCACCCACCAGAACCUGUCGUGAGAAUCCAGGACACGAAGAACAGCACUAAGUUAAAAGACGAAGAAUUUGAGUUCUUUCCUGCUGACUUUAGCAUUACCUCUUCUGGCAAGGACCACGAGGACACUACGGUCCCCGUAGCAGAGUUCCCCAUCGACGACGUGAACGAGACUAAUCCGAUUGAGGACAAGCAGCCACAGGAGGCGGAGCUUACCGUGAGAACCCAGGAAGACACGAAUAACAGCACUAAGUUAAAGGACGAAGAGUUUGCGUUCUUCUUCGCUGACUUUAGGGUUCCCCCUUCCGGCAAGGAUCGCGAGGACGCUCCGACAAAGUUUGAUGAUAUAGUCCCCGUAGCAGAGUUCCCUGUCGACGACGCAAACGAGACCAACUUCUCCGAGGUGGUUGACUAUAAGAUUCCGAUCGACAUGAAAGUGAUCAACAUCAGCGACGUGCAAAGUGGUUUAAAGAAUGGGUCGCAAUUUUUGAACGCAACAGAAGCGUCGCCCAUGUUGAUCCUUCUCCCAUCAGCAACGACGUCGCCUAACUUGGUGAUCCCUGACAUAGAGGACCCAGAACCUGACAACGACACGAAUCACAUGCCAACUGCUUGGGAGAGCAACGCGACAAAGAAUGUUACCGAUAAAGAGGUUGAAGCGGCCUGAAAUGGUUGUGGAAGGUAGAAGGAAUAGGAAAAGAUUAGGAGAGAGGGAGAGAGCGUUUCGUCAGGGAUCUACCAGUGGACUCAUCAGUAAGGCUUUCUGGUAGACCCGUACUUUAGUCGCAGGGACGAGUAUUGGAGGUUUACGGACGGUAUAUAUACAAAUCGGGAAGGACUUGAGCAGGAUCGAGAUAGGCUCUUAGAUCUUCGUAGCCCUAUAUUGACAGAGUAUAGAAAGGUGCCGCCACAAGUUCUUACAUUCAAGCGUUAAAUCUAAAAACGAGAAGUACAGUUCCAUUAAAGAAAGAAAAAGCAUUUCAGAUUGUCGAUCAUAUUAACCAAGGCCACACGAAUUGAAAGAAAAAACACGCAACGCUUCUAAACACUCUUCCUCUACAUCUCUCCAACCACUCGAGAUUUUCUUGUCCGCAAUCACACUUUCCCAAAACAUAUCGGCGCCAUCCAGUCGCAAGACGACACUGUCCACACGUAUAGACAGUCGACCAUUCACAUUCUACAUGUAUGUAUAAUUACAUAUGUAUGCGUAACACGAAUUUAGCAGAAAACAUUGAAAUUAGACCAAAGAAAACAUUCUUUUACAUCAUUGAUAGCUGCGGGCAUAUAUUCGAAGAGCGUUGCUGGAAAUCGUGUUUCUCCCUGCCACCAUCUUGGAAACACGGUAAUCCAUAAUUCGAAGGUACCAACGCGAUUCUCAUACAUUUUUCCUUUCUCUCGCUCACGGCGGACUUAGCGUCCACUUUUCUCCAUUUCUCAGUUCUCAAAAUCGUUCAUCGAUCCUUCGCCAAUCGUCGAGAAGCAUCCGAAGGGAUCACGGUCGACCACGAUUCACACGAUUCAAUACGUGUGUCUCCGUCACCCCGUCGACCGUAAGUACGUAUUGAUCAGCCCGCCGCGCCGAUCGGGUUCGAAUCUCGGCUGGCACGCAAAUCGCACGCAAGUCGGCUAGGGUUCACGACUCUUAAUUUAUUUGGCACAGUUCCACAGUCUUUGGACGUUCCCACUGAGAGCGGCGGGGCGUGCAAGACACGGAAGCCGACCUGUCGGCGACGCUCUGUCGUCUGCCGAUCAGGCGUGCCCCGCAAGCUCGAUGCCCCCCCAAAAUUCUGAGGAUCAUCGAGCGGACAACAGUUUGCCGACAGUGGCUCUUUAAGAGGAAGAGACCUGCGGGUACCUGUUGUUCGUGUACGUUUGGCUGAUCGCCGUCAUGCUAUUAGAGUCCCGGUCCCAAAAAGAAAUCGAGAUCGGCGGCUGCCUCUGCCACUAUCUGCGCGUAGUCACUUGUUGGCUCGAUGGCGCCUACUGCUGCCGGGUAGCCGUUUUCCAAGAGGACGGUCCCCGGUAUAAUAGCUUCUGAUGGCCGAACACGCUGCUCUUCGUGCUGGAAUGUAGUCCGUCGUCCAGUGGGUAUUGGACUCUUUUCUUGUAAUCCUACCUGUGUAUGCUGUUCACUUCCUACGACGGGAAUUUCACCAGUUUCUUCGGAUACUCGAGGUGUCUGUUCUCUUGCGUCUGAAGCUUAGUGUUUGGAAGCUUAGCGAAGGUUCUGAAAGAACUCGAGACUUUUGGUUUAUUUAAGAACGCAGGCUUUUUGUUGUCCAAAGUUGCUUUGUUCGCCGAUCGUGUGAAUCUCGGUGAUAGGAACUUCUUCGCCAAAGCGUUCCCGAAAUGCAGGGUUAUAUAAGAGAGACUCUGAAGAUGAGGGUGCAGCCUCUAGUUCGUUACUUUUGGCGCACCUUUUCGCAGAAUAGGUGUCGAGCGCACUUUUUUUUAGGUAUUUAUGUUGCCUUUGGGAAGGCGAUAGUUUUCCCAAAGACUCAAAUUUAUUAAUGCAUCCAAAUUUUUCUGGAACGUCUGGUCGAAUGGUACUCGUGAAGGUACCGCAAUAUAAUUUUACUUUUGCCGCGGGAGUUGGCUAGCGUAUCUUUUUUUAAUUUUAGGGAAGUGUUAGACAGCAAGAGACAUUGAAGCUCUUUGUCUACUGUGCUUCUGCGAUUUUUGUGAUAUCGACGCACGUUGCGUCGUGAACGUCUUCUACGCGUGAUAGAGCGUCUGCUACGAUAUUAUCUUUCUUGACGAUAUGUCGUAUGUCUGUUGUAAAUUGUGCUAUGUAGUCUAAGUGUCUGAACUGUCGCGGAGUACAUUUCUCUGACCACUGUUUAAAGGCGUAAACCAGAGGCUUAUGGUCCGUGAAUAUAAUAAAUGACUGUCCCUCUAGUAGAUGCUGGAAUUUACGAACGGCAGUAUAUAUAACUAAUAAUUCACGGUCAUACGCGUUAUAUUUUCGUUGUGUGGAUGAGAGGUUGACGUAACACUCCUUCUAAUAACAAUUGUUUAAACUUGUCUUUCACGAUUUUUAAUAUGUUAGGAGCGAGUCUCUGUGGCUUGGCGAAUACCGGAGAUCCACUUGUAGUUUUGAUACAGUGCGUUAUACUAUGUUUUAUUCCGACAUUCGUUUGCGACGGACGAGUUAUAUCUACAGAAUUUUCGGUUCCUAUUUGUCCGCGCACGGUUAAGUUUGUAGUAUUAUCUAUGAGACGUUUACAUUUAUAUCGAUCAACAAGCCGUAGUACCGUAAAAAGUCGGUUUCGAGAUAUCCGCUAUUAUAAAUUUCCACAUGAAAACGCGAUGCAACAGAAGGUACAGAACGAUGUCACCACACGUCGAGAUGGUCGACUCCUUUACCGCAUACAAUGUAUAAUUGUUUUUGCGCGGGCGCUCUUUUAUUAAUUAUUGCGGAUAGACAUAUCUAUCGGCGCUUAUAUCUAUAAGGUACUUUACCUUCGUCUCUCUUUCGCUUAUAAAUAGGCGGCUUGCUCUCUGCCGCAUUUAUGGUCGACCGACUUCGCUUCUCUAGUUGUUGUUGUAAUUGCAGAGGGUCAUAUACCUCGUUGAACGUUCCUUGAAUCGCCGAUGGUACCAGCACACUCUCGAUUCAGACGGGCUCCUAGACCUAUUCCAUUUCUUCCACCUUCUAUGGGCUGGACUGCGUGAUCUGCUUCGGUGGCGUAUUUGGACGUUCGCGACGCUUUGUGCAAGUUCAGCGACUUGCUGCGUCAGACAUGACAUUUGGUCGCAUAGUACGUCGAACCGAGAGUCAGGUGUAUUUACCGCCGCGCACUGUCCGGUAGGAUUGAACUCUUUAAUCUUAUCUGCGAGUUCGGCUAUUUUUUCGAGCGGUGAGUCUAUUCGUGUCGCCAAUAUGGACCGUGUCGACGAAGGAAGCCUGUUCAGCCAUAUUGUUAUUAGAAAUUCGUCCGGUACGGAGGAAUGCCAAUUUCCUGAUGUGUCGCAGGAACUGCGAUGGUGUCCGGUCUCCUUUUCUUCGCGCUCCAGUAACUGUAUACGCUGCUCUUGCGACGUGGACAAUCUUCUAAUCAGCUCUUCCUCCAACCGGCCAUAUUUUCCUUUGUCGGGUGGGUUUUGCACCACGUCUUCUACCUCCUGCAUGCACUUGAGGUUAAGGUAUGACGUGACGUAAUAAAAUUUUAUUGUGUUGGUCGUUACACCGUUCAGGGCAAAUUGUCCUUCCAGCUGCUGAAACCACAGCACUGGAUUGUAGUGCCAGAAGGGUGGUACACGGAUUCCCACCUUGAAUACGUCAGCUGAGAAUGCGGUUUGUGGCUCCAUUUUAUCAGAGAGAAAGAAAAAUAAGAGAAACUAUAAUUCACUCUUAUUCACUUCGAAUUUCACUAUCAGGUCGGAGUCACCAAUUGUAACGCGUUGGGUUACAAGGAGAAUAAGUCGGUACUCUAUAAUUUUAUAUCACACUUUAUUUUUACAAAAUGCAAAACACAGGCAAUACACAGCGCGAGAAUACAAAAGUGGUGCACAGCUGCAGGUUACUGUAGCUUUUUACGGAAUAGAUGCCAAGCGCACUUUUUUCGGUGUUUAUGUUGUCUUUGGGAAAGCGUUAGUUGUCCUGUGGCGGCACCUCCCCACACUCCGCCAAUAGAGGGCUAUGAGACCUAAGAGCCUUUCUCGCUCCUGCUCAGUCCUUACCUAAUUUGUACAUAUACACUCUGUAAACCUUUAAAACUCGUUCUCGUGUGUAAGAUACGGGUCUACCAGAAAGCCUUACUGAUGAAUCCACUGGUAGAACCCGGACGAAACGUUCUCUCCCUCUCUUCUUCUUUUUUCAGAUUCCUCCCUCCUUCACAAUCUUUUCAGGCCGCUUCAUUCCCAAAAACUCGGGGGUGGAGUUUUCUUUCUGAGUUGCCGCCUUUCGUUGGCGGGGGAAAACUCCCUUGCUGCUGGCUUUUUUGGCCUGGUGGUGCUUGCGUGAUUUUUGGGACUUGCCUCGGUUGCGCUGACCGCGCAGCCG
Nomia melanderi (Alkali bee) is the source of this 7492-nucleotide messenger RNA. RefSeq lists its product as uncharacterized. Lineage: Eukaryota; Metazoa; Arthropoda; Insecta; Hymenoptera; Halictidae. The record is from RefSeq and is a predicted model, not a curated record.